AUGUCGGUGGACAUCUUCUCGUGCCCGAUCCCGCCGGCCGAUGGUGGCAGUGACGAGGUGCACCUCUCCGACGGCGUCUCUUACAACCACAACGGCCGGCCCAUCCCGGCGGCGGCUCUCAGGGUGCUCAUCGCCAAGAAACCCGAGCUCGCCGCCGAGUGUGGCGCCACCGCCGCCGACGUGGACACGGGCCGCGCCACCGGCCUCGUGUUCGUCUCGGAGAGGGAGGAGGGCCUGGAGACGCUGCACGUGGCUCUGCGCUUCGACGGCAAGGUGAAGGUACUGAGCCUGGCCGACGCCUUCGGCGGCGUGCGCAUGGAGGACAGCGGCUGUUUCGGCGGCGGCUUGGCUCCCGACGCCGCCGCCAACCCAUGCAUCGUCUACGUCUCCACCAAGAAGCCGGUGGAGAAGCGGCGCAUCCCCUGGACGGUGGUGUACCGGACCAACCUCAGGACCGGCGAGAUGGAUCGGAGACGCUUACUCCAGACGGGGAGUACGAUCUGA
This is a messenger RNA of Miscanthus lutarioriparius, 504 nucleotides long. NCBI's taxonomy places the organism in Eukaryota, Viridiplantae, Streptophyta, Magnoliopsida, Poales, Poaceae. The record is from the annotation of a GenBank genome assembly.